AUGCUCAUUGAGAUCAAGGAAAUGCGGCGUUCCCGGCUUUGCGCGGACAAGGUGCUUGACCUCUACCGCCGCUAUCCUGACUACAUGUAUGAGAAAACUACUGUCAUUGCCUUCAGCCCGUGGGUGCUGUACUACGUGCGGCAGCGUGAUCGUCACGUGGCGGUGGGGCAGAUCCAUUCAGGCCGUGCCCUGCGCUCGUGGAUUAGCUCGGGUAUUGUGGACGUGCCCUGGUAUGUGCGGCUUUGUCCUGCCGUGCUGGACUGGUUGCUGAAUUACGUGCAAGAGAGCAUCAGCCCGUGGGUCUCUGGUGUAUCAUUGGUGCUUCCGCGCUACGAUCUCUUCUCUGACACAUACAAACGCCGCUGGCACACGCGGAAGAUCGGCGUCGCAGUCUGGGGCUUCACGAGUCCCGCGCAGUGCACACGAGAGAUGCGCUGCCCAGGAGUACUUAUCGAAUGCGACGACAACCACGAAGAGUACGCUGCGCCAAAGCAGCCGCCGAACUUUGAUAUAUUUGGUGACAGANCCCGUGAGCGAGAGCGUGAAGAGGAGGAGCAGCGGCGGCGACUGAAGUUGGGUGGUGAGUGA
This is a messenger RNA of Trypanosoma grayi, 588 nucleotides long. Its product is annotated as glycerophosphoryl diester phosphodiesterase. The record is from RefSeq and is a predicted model, not a curated record. The coding region runs from base 1 to 588 and encodes 195 amino acids. Gene Ontology annotation, biological process: lipid metabolic process. Gene Ontology annotation, molecular function: phosphoric diester hydrolase activity. The transcript has a single exon. NCBI's taxonomy places the organism in Eukaryota, Euglenozoa, Kinetoplastea, Trypanosomatida, Trypanosomatidae.